ACACUCCCAAUCAACCGAAAAUAUUGCAAACUGGAUAGCUGUUCGACUCCCUCACCAUUAGCCUUUCCUAAAACCGCCCACACAUAAUAAGAACGGCUUAUUGUAGGCCGCAUUCUAAAAAAUGUUGUGGUCAAGAACGAAAUAUUUUCACAGUUUUGGUAUGAAAUUGGAACUAGAACCAUUAAAUUGGUAAGAGAGAAUGAAAACUAUUCAAAACCGCUUGUUGUAGGGCAAUAAAGCGUUAACCACUUCCGCACAAAAAACAAAUGAGCUUUUGCCCUUACAAAUAAACUAAAAAAAAUCACAUUCUUCAUGGUCAAGCGGAAAUGAUUGAAGUAUACUUGUCAGUUUGAAUUAGGUGAAAUUCGCAAUACACACAUGUCAAAUUUGUAAACAUUAUAUACAUUUGUAUAUAUGUAUUUGUGCACACCUGUGAAUAUCACCACAUUACAUUAAAGCUCACAUUUCACAUUUCGCCGCUCAAUGCUAUGGUGGCAUGUCUCAAACUGCAUUGAAGUAAUUAUUCUCUUAUAUAAAUUUCAUUAACUGUUUGAAGCAUUUACAUUCUUUAACAGGUCAAAAAAAUUACUAGCAAAUCAGUAGCAACCAAUGUUUUAAAAAGGCGCAAUAAUAACAACAACAGCAAUUCUAUAUAUGGCAUAGACUCCAAUUAUACACGUACGUUUAUGUAUUUCUAUAAAAGUAUAAGGAGAAAAAAUAAUAAAAUGCUUUACAACAACACCAGCAGGAGGAUGAACCUUGUAGGACAUGUUAGGCACAUUCGUUAUUUUUAUUCGUUCUUCGAAAAAAAUUGAAAAUGUGGUCAAAAUACAAAAUUGACACACAGCCAUGUAAUAAGGACAUUUGCCUACAAUUAACAAAGUUAAUACGCAUUCAGAAAUGUGAGGGAAUCGAAAGCAAAUAACUAAGCAAAUACGUUUGUUUUUAAGUUUUACUCAGGUUCGGUUCGCGGUUUUGACUAUGAUAACAAUGAGGGCACGUCCUGUUUUACCCAAAAAAAUACGCAAUAUUACUUAAGGAAAAGACGUUAGUUUUCAUGCAAUUCUGUUAACUUUAAUUACUAAUUGGUUUAAUAUUUUUUUGUAAAUCCAUGGUUGUUUAAAACUGAUCAAAGCCACUGAGCCAUAGAAUCAACCACAUAAGUUUUGACAGAGCAAACCGGAACUGUGUUCCAUGAAUUCUGAAUAAGUUGCCAACGCACUGUAAUAUAAAUUUUUUAAGUAUUGGUUGUCUUCCAGUGCCCUGUAUCUUAUGAAGCGGUUCCAGAGCGUUGUAUGAAAACGAUGCCCAAACCGUUAUGUUUUCGCCUGCAUGUUGAACGUUUCAUACUUGAUGAAAACCUCCAUUAGAGUUGAAAAAAAAUGUAUUUCAUUUCGUCACACCAGAGAGCGCUACGCCAUUUCUCUUUAAGCUGGAUUACAUGUUUUUAGAAAACUUUAGCUUUCGCUACGUGUACUUUUUUGACAACUUUUCUUGAGCUUCGGCUCUUGAUAUUUUCCUAUGUAGCACAUUGGGGAUAGUAGAAGGGUAAACUUUAAUUCAAAUCAGCUUUAAUUCGUUUUGAAGAAAUAAUAAAAUGUUGUUUUGGGCUUCCUGCCUCAUAUUUAAAUCUGGGAAAUCCUUUUUACUGCUUCUUCAAUCAUUUUUUGGAAACUUGAAGUAAAUUUGCUACUUCUCUGAAUGAACUUCCUUGUUUGACUCAAUUUUCAAUAUGCUCUCAAGUUUUUGGGUGCGCAGUGCUUACCCUUUCCCAUUUCAAUUUAAUAAAGAGCAAUAACAGAAAUUAUCUCUAAAAAUAUACAAAUAUUUUUGUUAUUGUUUUAAAACGACAUGGUGUCUUUAUUAAAUUACACAACCGUAUUCUGACUUUCUUGAACGCAGAAUGACGUUUUACGAAAUCCAUCAUAAUUUCUUUUUACCUCGGUGGGAGUCUACGAGAAUAUUUUGGUUCAAGUUCGGCCUUAAUAAAGCUUCAAAAUAUAAAAGCGUCGGAAAAACUGGAAAAUAAGUGCGAUUACAACUAUUACUUGAAUCGCAUUCUUCAAAUUUUUGUAUUAGUUUGUGUUGUUGUUGUUCUUCUUCUUGGCGCUUUCGUAAUCCAAUCUUAUGCGCUUAAGUAAAAGUCCGUCAAGCAGUGUGAUUCGAUUCGCGCAGUUAAAUACGCACAGUGGCUAAAGUGGGAUCUUCCGUCCGCACGGCUAACCAACACACAUGCACACACACUUACGCGCUAGACGUGUGCGUACAUAGCAUGAUAGCCCAUUGCUGUUAACCAAGUUAGGCGACGCGUCGCGCAAGUGCUCGCGUGAUUGAAAUAUUCAAACGAAAAAUAAAAACAACGUUUUAUAAAGACAAAAACCAAAGCAAAAAAGAGAAAACUCAUUAUGAAAUCAAUGCACAUAGUUUUUUAUUUUCAAUCUUUUCCUUUUAAUUCGAUUCGCCUGCUGCGCUCCCCAUAGUUUGCGAAGUGACUUCAUAUCGCCUAACUCUGUCUCUCUACUGCUUAUACUCUCGUGUAGAGCCGUAUGUAAAUAAGUCAGUGGUCAAGCGAUGGCUCAAACUGAAACAGUGAAUUUAAAACUGUUGAAGGAGCAGUGUAUGUGCAUUGCUGAGGGGAGCUGCAGCAAUUAUCACCAAUAAUAAUUUUCAACGUUCACCACUUGAGCAUUGAGAAUAACACAGACAACGACGUUUAAUUAUUUAGCAGCAAUAUUCAAUAUUUAGUUAAGAAAAUAGUCAACACAUGAUAAGUAACAGCAAGCCUUUUGGUGCAAUAAAUUUUAAUCAUUAAAAGCGUGCUCAAAAGACAGAGAAAAGCUUGUCUCAAAUAUACAAAAGUAAAUCAGCAGGUGCACUAAAUACUGAACGCCUGUGAGUCGCAGACACAUCCAGAAUUGGAAUGCGUAUUCGCCAGGUCUUUAUAUAAUCCGCCAUUCAAUACGCCAAAUUCAACGAUCCAAAGAUGUCCAAAAUCAGACUGAAAGCAAUAUUUGGCAGGCCGCCAAAUUUGUGCUGGUUGCUGUUCGUGAUCACUAUCUUUGCCUCUCCGCUUUAUUUGUCAAUGGCCAAAAGCUUAAUUGACAGCCAAGCAGUGCAGGUGAAACGAAACGCUGAGGUGGUCAAUGUCACCCUUAGCCCUAGCGUUACACACACCGAAAGUAUAGUUUCGUCAAACAAAGAUGUACGUCUAAUGUGUUUACUUAAGGGCGCCAUUAAGUGGUACAGAGAUGAUGAAUUCGUCAGCGGUAAUCGUUUGCUGGUGUUGAAGGAGGUACAGAAGAAAGAUGCCGGUUUAUAUAGUUGUCAGGCGGAACAAGUGUCGCUUGGCCCUAAAUACGUUAGUGUCGCAUUGAGUGUCAGUGAGCAGGAGUCAUCAACGUCUACUAAUCUAAUGGAGGAAGAUAUAGCUGACUUUAGCAAAGUGGAAGAUGAAAUGGAGGCGCGUUUAAGGUUAGAUCGAAAUGAGUCCGAUUCCGCAGAAGAAAUUGCUGAAGAGGAAUUACAGUCGAAAGACACGAAAAAUGUCAACUCCACCGCUUUGAAAAUUAUACAUCUUCCGAGUCCGGGUCCGCCUCAGUUUCAACAAAGUGAUAAACUUCUGGAUGUUAUACAACAACCAAUUGGAAGUUUCGUGCAACUGAGCUGUCCCGCUUUAGGCAAUCCAUUGCCGGUCAUAACUUGGUUUCAUGAUGCCACAAGAAUGAAUCUCACGCCAUUGCGUUUUAGAUUAAAAAAGUGGUCACUUUUUAUUGAUCACCUAACCACAGCCGACUCCGGCAUAUAUACCUGUAAAAUCAAUAAUAAAUUCGGUUCUAUUGAGCAUAAUAUACGGUUGCAGAUUUUGAGACCACAACUGCGAGCAGCCAGUCCAAUCAUAAAAAAUAAUAAGCCAAGCAAUCAAACGGUUGUGGUUACUGGUAGCGCACAGUUCGAGUGUCAAGUUGAGUCUCCAACCACUGUGCAGAUCCGUUGGAUCAAACACCAGAAACGGCUUAGCACGGAAGAGCUUAUUGCAAACUUUACAAAUAAUCCGAAUGUAAUUGAGUUGUUAAGCAAUGAGGAUAAUCCGAACGUUUUAAAUAUAUUUCAAGCAAAGAUGGAGGAUGAAGGGUUCUACACCUGCAUGGCUACGAAUGAAGCUGGGAACGCCAUGGCCACAGCUUAUUUAGAAGUCUUAGAUCAGAAAAGCCCUACCGUGACACUUAAAACCAAACUAGCAUUUUCAGAUAAGCAUGCAGCCCAUUCUAUGGAGGACUCAGGGAACGCAGUACCGAAGAAAGAAAAUGAAAAACUUGUAACGAUGAUUGAUUCUUUGGUCAACAAUAGAGAUGCCAAUGAUACUAACGAUGAUCCAGAGGCAGUUGAGGAAAGUCCGCCACGUUUCAAAAAAACCGACAAACUAUUGCCAGCUUUGCAUAAGCCAGCGGGAUCGACAAUACAACUGGUCUGUCCCGCAAUUGGUAAUCCAUUGCCUAACAUAACGUGGACACGAAGAGCAGCGAAUGCAAAUUUCACUGAAAUUAUGCGUCACAUUGGCAAAGUUACAUACAAAAAGUGGUCGAUGCAAAUGGACGAAGUCAUUGCCGAAGACUCAGGAGUCUAUAGAUGCACUGUUUGCAACAAUUUGGGCUGCAUAGAGCAUACGACAAAAUUGACUAUAAUGGAUCGUCUACGUUCUCGCCCCAUCCACAGUGAUAAGUUUCCACAAAAUCAAACUGUUCUAACCAAUAGUAGCACACAUUUUGAAUGCCGCAUUGUAUCGGAUCUGGAACCACAUAUAUAUUGGAUAAAGUAUAAACAUAAUAACGAAAGAAUUGAAAAUUUAGAACGUAUUUUCAAUGAAGCCAAUACCAAUACAAACGUUCAUCAGCCGUCUUCAGAGGAUUUCAUCAAGCUCAAAGGUGAUCCCGAUCGACCGAACAUUCUGCGGUUGACAAAUGUUACACACGCGGACGAAGGCUGGUACACAUGUGUGGCUGGCAAUGCUUUGGGUAAUGCCUUGAAAAGUGGGUAUUUGCAUGUUGUCGACAAAUUACCCAGUCGUGAAGUGUACAUGAUGUGGCGUGCGCAUCCCGCUUGGACGACAGUAGCCGCCAUAGUGAUUGUGUUGCUUUUCCUUUUUGGCUCCGUCUUUAUAAUUUAUGUUUUACGUAAAUUGAAACAUGAGAAGUUGCUAAAGCAUCGUAUCGAAACUGUUCAUCAAUGGACAAAAAAAGUUAUUAUAUAUAAACCAUCUUCUUCAGAAGGCAGCUCCAGCGAUCUACAAAUGCCGGUAAUUAAAAUUGAAAAACAACGUACCACUUUUCAAGCAUCGAAUUUAGAUCCCUCACAAGCAUUCAAUGAGUAUGAAUUUCCGCUCGACUCUAACUGGGAAAUACCACGUACACAACUAAAUCUAGGCUCGACCCUGGGCGAGGGCGCCUUCGGACGUGUAGUAAUGGCAGAAGCGUGCAACUUGCCACGCACCGCCAACAAUUCGGCGAGCAUAGUUGCCGUGAAAAUGGUAAAAGAUGAGCACACCGAUGCCGAUAUGGCGAGCUUGGUGAGGGAAAUGGAAGUAAUGAAAAUGAUCGGCAAGCAUAUAAACAUCAUUAAUUUGCUGGGGUGUUGUACACAAAAUGGUCCGCUAUGGGUCAUUGUGGAAUUCGCGCCUCAUGGAAAUUUAAAGGACUUUUUGAAGAAGAAUAGGCCAUUGUUUGUAGGCAGUCCGAGCUUACCACGCAGCAGCGAAGGCUUAGAAGACAUGCCGCAGCUUACAGAGAAAAAUUUGGUAUCGUUUGCAUUUCAAAUUGCACGUGGCAUGGAAUAUCUCGCUUCGCGUAGGUGCAUUCACCGUGAUUUGGCGGCUCGUAAUGUGCUUGUGAGUGAUGACUAUGUCAUGAAGAUAGCCGAUUUCGGUCUGGCUCGUGACAUACAAGACACAGAAUACUACAGAAAGAAUACAAAUGGCCGUUUACCCAUCAAGUGGAUGGCACCAGAGUCACUACAAGACAAGUUUUACGAUUCGCAGUCGGACGUGUGGUCUUUCGGUGUACUAUUGUGGGAGAUUAUGACAUUUGGUGAUCAGCCUUAUCCCAGUAUAAUGUCUGCAGAGGAGCUCUACAGCUAUCUAAUUACUGGUCAGCGCAUGGAGAAACCAGCACGUUGUUCACUGAAUAUAUAUAUGCUUAUGCGACAGUGCUGGCAUUUUGACGCCAACGUACGGCCGACAUUUGGCGAGAUUGUAGAGAAUUUAGACAAAAUACUCCAGUUGGCAUCAAAUCAUGCCACUAAUGAGGAGUACUUGGAUCUAUCAAUGCCCAUCUUGGAGACGCCACCAUCGUCGAGCGACGAUGAAUCCGAACCGGAGACUUUUCAAGAAACGUCCCUUUUACGCUAUCAGUACACCUACAAGUGUAAUUAAUUACAAUUUAGUAAUUUAAGUAUAUGUAUGAUAGGAACCAUAUUUGUAGUUGUUUAUUUGCAUGCACGCAUUUUACGUAACCGGUAAUUAAUUGUGUAAUUUUUAAGCUUAUUUUUUACAUUUUCUACAAAAAUACUGUUUUUGUUUGUACAACGAAAUAUUCAAAAACACAAUUUACCAAAAAACAUGGAUAAUUUGCUAUCUAUUAAAUUAUUGAAGAGAUUUAUAUUUAAGUUGCGCCGUAAGCGGCUUUACGAAUUAUGAGCAUAUUGUUUUAUUGUGAGAUUAUAGAUAGUUAUGUAUUAAAGUGCCAUUUGAGUACUGUGUUUAAGCUUAAGUUCUUGUUAUAAUUAGUUUUAUGAAUGCCCAAUACAUCAAACUUACUUUAACAAA
Messenger RNA from Bactrocera dorsalis (oriental fruit fly), 6817 nucleotides. RefSeq names its product fibroblast growth factor receptor homolog 1. Gene Ontology annotation, molecular function: ATP binding; transmembrane receptor protein tyrosine kinase activity. NCBI's taxonomy places the organism in Eukaryota, Metazoa, Arthropoda, Insecta, Diptera, Tephritidae. The coding region runs from base 2984 to 6424 and encodes 1146 amino acids. The record is from RefSeq and is a predicted model, not a curated record. Gene Ontology annotation, biological process: multicellular organism development; cell surface receptor protein tyrosine kinase signaling pathway; protein phosphorylation. The transcript has 2 exons. Gene Ontology annotation, cellular component: signaling receptor complex.